CCCGCGGCCGGCCGUCCCAGCCCCGCUCGGACGCGGCAGCGGAGCAGCCAGCCGGGAAGGCGCCCGGAGCCGGUGGCCGCGGCGGCGGCGAGGGCUCGCGGCAGCGCCGGGGGCGGCGCGGGGGGGGCCCGGCCAUGGCCUUCACCAUGCUGCGCCCCGUGGCCGCCCGCGUGCUCUACCCCGACAUCGGCCUGCUCUCGGAGGACGAGGAGAACCGCAGCGAGAGCGACGCCUCGGACCAGUCGUUCGGCUGCUGCGAGGGCGCCGAGCCGCGCCGCAAGCUGCCCCGCAAGCCGGGGCCCAUGGUGGUGGUGAAGCAGAGGCAGGCGGCCAACGCGCGCGAGCGGGACCGGACCCAGAGCGUCAACACGGCCUUCACCGCCCUGCGCACCCUCAUCCCCACCGAGCCCGUGGACCGCAAGCUCUCCAAGAUCGAGACGCUGCGCCUGGCCUCCAGCUACAUCUCGCACCUGGCCAACGUGCUGCUGCUGGGCGAGGGCUGCGAGGACGGGCAGCCCUGCCUCAGCGCCCUCUACGCCGCCAAGGGCGACCGCGACGGCAAGCAGCCCCGCAGCAUCUGCACCUUCUGCCUCAGCAACCAGCGCAAGGGGGGCGCCCGGCGGGAGCUCGGGGGCGGCUGCCUGAAGGCGCGGGGGGUGCCGGCGCUGCGCGUGCCGCGGAGGUGACCGGGCCCGGGGCGCCCGCCGGACACAGCGGCACGGCCGGCCGGAGCCGG
This is a messenger RNA of Dromaius novaehollandiae (emu), 736 nucleotides long. RefSeq names its product transcription factor 15 (gene TCF15). The transcript is spliced from 2 exons. Bases 135 to 686 code for a protein of 183 amino acids. The record is from RefSeq and is a predicted model, not a curated record. Gene Ontology annotation, molecular function: DNA-binding transcription factor activity, RNA polymerase II-specific; protein dimerization activity; RNA polymerase II transcription regulatory region sequence-specific DNA binding. Lineage: Eukaryota; Metazoa; Chordata; Aves; Casuariiformes; Dromaiidae. Gene Ontology annotation, biological process: developmental process; regulation of transcription by RNA polymerase II.